GUCUGCGCCCUGUAGCCGCCUGCCGUACCUCCGGUGAGGCCACCGUCUUUUGGGGCGGUGGUGGGAGGCAGUGGUGGCCCCCCAGUGUCGCCGCUACUGCCAUGCAAUGCCCCCGCCCGGCCCAUUCGCAGGCACCGUCCACACGCCGUCGAUGCCCCGCCCUCCUUUUAGUCCUAUUGGCUGCUGCGUCGUCCGUCACGCUCACUCGUCGUCGAUGCCACGCCUUCGCUCUGCUGCUAUUGGCUGUCGUGCCUGUAGGCGGAGUGACGGGAGUCACGCCUCCUCCAGACGACGAAUACGGCGCCGUCGUCGACGGUGCAGGGUCCGCCUAUCGAGGGGCGGGGCUACGCAGAGUCACCUCCCAUCUCCUGGCGUACAACGAGCUCGAUGCGACGGAUUUGAUGGCGGAGGCGGCGGGAAACGACGUAUCUGCUGCUGGAGUUAACGGUUCGUUAGAGGGCGGCACUUACGUCAAAGAGACGAAUCUGUCAGUGGGCAACCUGAGGAUGGAGCCGCUAUACAAGAAGAUGACCUUGAACGUGGGAUAUUUGACAGCUGUCAAGGGCGAGUUGAAGGAGAGACAAGGCCUGCAGAUUUCGGGAGCUAUCAGCAUGGCGCUCAAAGAAAAUUUUCAACCCAUUUUCAGGUAAACGAGGAUCCGAACAUCCUGCCUAACGUCACGUUGGCCUUGAAAUGGUACGACACCAGGGGCGAAACAGUUGCAGCUACCAAAGCGAUGACAGAUAUGAUCUGCGAAGGAGUUUAUGCUUUUUUUGGACCGGAAGGCACCUGUCAUGUUGAAGCGAUAGUGUCGCAGGCUAGGAACAUACCAAUGAUCAGCUAUAAAUGUUCCGACUACAAGGCUUCAGAAGUACCCACCUUCGCAAGGACCGAACCUCCAGACACCCAGGUUACCAAAUCGGUGAUUUCUCUCCUGUCAUACUACAAAUGGAAGAAAUUCUCGAUCAUCUACGAAUCUCCUUAUUCUACGGUGGCACAUUCUUUGAAAGAGCAGGCUAAGGCUAAUAAUAUUACCGUGAAUUUUAAGAAGGAGGCUAUGGACAGGCAUAAGUGCUGCGAGGAUAAUUUGCCAUGUUGUCAAUUGACAGAUUGGUAUAAGAUUAUUCAGGAUACGAAGAAUAGAACUAGGAUUUAUGUAUUUCUGGGAACACCAAUGUCUUUAUUAGAGCUAAUGAAUACCAUGCAAACGGCCAAACUGUUUGAAAAUGGCGAAUAUAUUGUCAUUUAUAUUGAUAUGAACACGUAUUCGGACAAGCAAGCAUACCAAUACCUUUGGAAACCAGAUGAAAUAAACCGUCUUAAAAGCUGCGAACAGAUUCCUGACUACGAAGGCUUCAAAAAACGCGCCAAAUCUUUGUUCGUAGUAGCUCCUACGGCUCCCACCGAGAACUAUAGGAACUUCACGGAACGUGUGAGGUACUACAACUCCCAGCCACCGUUCAACUUCACUGUGUCCAACAUUCUUAACUCCUACGAACCUUAUAUCACCAUAUAUGCCGCCUAUCUUUUUGACUCUGUGAAACUAUACGCUUCUGCCCUGCAUUAUAUGUUAUCCCAAGAACCAGUGCUAACGGAACAAGUCAUUCUGGAUAUCGCAAGCAAUGGUACGAAGAUCAUCGAGACCAUAAUCAAGAUCAACGGAACAUACAAAAGUAUAACCGGAGCAAUGAUGAAGUUAGAUAAAAACGGCGACUCUGAGGGCAACUUCUCAGUAAUAGCUUAUACACAUCCUCCUGAUAAAGUCGUACAUGAUAAUUUCACGUGUUCCUUUCAAAUGAGGCCUGUCGUUCAGUUCAAAUCGGAAAUUGAUGACAGUACGUUACCAUCUUAUUCUCCAAACAAAUAUAUCUAUUGGCCAAACGGAGUGAGGCCUAAAGAUGAACCUAGUUGUGGAUUUGACAAUGAACUCUGUCCAAAAGCUGAUACGCAGUUGAACAGUGUCGUAGCAGCAGGGGUAUUAGCUGUAGCAUUGUUUUGUGCAGCUGUAGUUACUGCUAGCAUCUAUAGGAAAUGGAAAAUAGAACAGGAGAUUGAAGGUCUUUUGUGGAAGAUUGAUCGAGAAGAAAUUCACGAAAUAAAUGAAAGAGAUUGUAUAGUUGCUAGUCCUAGUAAGCUCAGCUUGGUGAGUGCCAGCGUGGCUUCGUACGAAUCCAGGGGCGGACUUCAAGUGUUCGCGACCACCGCCCAAUAUCGAGGCGUGGUGGUCAGAAUAAAAGAAUUGACCUUCAAUAGAAAGAAGGACAUUUCCAGGGAGGUGAUGAAGGAGAUGAGGCUUUUGAGGGAAUUGAGGCACGACAACGUCAACUCGUUCAUAGGCGCAUGCGUGCUGCCCAAUUCGUUGUUUCUAGUCACUGAUUAUUGUGCCAAAGGAAGUUUGUAUGAUAUUAUAGAGAACGAAGAUAUAAAACUAGACAAGAUGUUCAUAGCAUCGUUAGUCCAUGAUCUCAUUAAGGGAAUGUUGUACAUACAUAAUUCGAUGUUGAUCUGUCACGGGAACCUCAAAUCUUCAAAUUGUGUGGUAACCAGCAGAUGGGUGUUGCAAGUCACUGAUUUUGGAUUGGCCGAGAUGCGUCAUUGCGCUGAGAAUGAUAUGACUAUCGGCGAACAUCAGUAUUAUAGGAGCUUAUUUUGGAAGGCUCCAGAGAUCCUUAGAAACCCCCUACUCCAUAUUCGGGGAACGCAAAAGGGCGAUGUCUACAGUUUUGCUAUUAUACUGUACGAGAUCCUUGGUAGGAAAGGUCCAUUUGGUCCUACAGGCUAUGAACCAAGGGAUAUUGUGGAGCUUGUCAAAAGAGUACCUGUGGACGAAGAACCCUUCAGGCCGAACAUAGACGCGCUAUUGGAUGCAGAAAUCGGUGUGGAUGAUUACGUUUUACAAUGUAUGAAAGACUGCUGGACUGAAACUCCAGAAUCUAGACCAGAUUUUGCAACUAUUAGAAGUCGGUUAAAGAAAAUGAAGGAUGGCAAAAAUAAGAAUAUCAUGGAUCAAAUGAUGGACAUGAUGGUAACAUAUGCUCACAACUUAGAAGACUUAGUUACAGAAAGAACUAGACUGCUGUAUGAGGAAAAACUGAAAACUGAAGACCUCUUACAUCGAAUGCUUCCACAACCUGUAGCAGAACGGCUGACCAAAGGUUAUGGAGUGGAACCAGAAUCUUUCGACCAAGUCACCAUCUACUUCAGUGACAUAGUUGGAUUCACGGCAAUGAGUGCCGAAAGUACACCAUUGCAAGUUGUCAAUUUUCUCAAUGACCUCUAUACAGUAUUUGAUGGUAUCAUUAAAGGAUAUGACGUGUAUAAGGUGGAGACCAUAGGGGACGCUUACAUGGUGGUGUCUGGUCUGCCAUUGAGAAAUGGUGAUCUACAUGCAGGAGAAAUAGCUUCCAUGGCCCUAGAUCUUCUAGCUGCCGUCAAAAACCACACAAUUUCCCAUAGGCCUAAGGAAACGUUGAAGCUUAGGAUAGGAAUUCACACUGGACCAGUGGUUGCUGGAGUUGUGGGCCUAACAAUGCCCAGGUACUGCUUAUUUGGAGACACAGUCAACACAGCUUCAAGAAUGGAAAGUAAUGGAGAACCAUUGAAGAUUCACAUCAGUGGCAAAUGUAAAGAAGCUCUGGACAAACUUGGAGGGUACAUAAUUGAAGAAAGAGGGUUGGUUAAUAUGAAAGGGAAGGGGGAGGUUAGGACAUAUUGGCUCGUGGGGGCCACAGAACAGGCUGUGCAAAAGAGAGAGGUUGAUUUAAGAGGCCUUCCCCCUUUAUUCUGUCGACCAAGACGAAGUCCGAAAUUAACAGCAGAUUCUAGGCAAGCCUCGAUAUGCGGCUUUGGUGGACUGCAUAGUAGAAGGCACUCGAGUGUACCUAGAGGUACAAGCGCCGAAGUGGAAAACGUAACCCCGAACUCUUCGCCAGCCAUUGCAAUGCGUUCAACUACUAGAUAUUUUGCUAGAGUCAACAGCCUCACCGUUCCAGAUGCUGGCACGCAGGUGGGUUCCAGGACUACUUUAGACACGGCGUUCGGCAGCGUUGUCAUGGAGCCGGACGAAAAUUCUAGGAGAGUCGUCAGGCCGAGGAGGGUACUUAGCAGUAUAGCCUCAAGCUCCGAUGAACACAACAAGAGUCACACAACGCUACCUCGCAUUAGAGAAUCAAAAUCCCUGGACCCGCUGCCUUUGGUACGGCCACCGAGGAGUACUGAUAUCGUAGGCAAGUUUCUCAGGGGUGGUUCCAGGAUAUCCACGAGGUCCUUGGAAAACUGCGACAAGUGCGGAGAUGUUCAGAUCAUCGCCAUACCUGAGGACAAGCUCAUCAAUAAUAAUUUUCCAAAUGGCAAUUUACUUGGUGUGCAAGUAGAAGAAUCAGUGGGUUAUAUGGAUGAUGUCCAAGCUCCCUUAUUGGAUCCGACGACACAGACUCCCACUAUAAUGAGACAUCGUGGGGGCAGCGGUAUUGAAGAUCUCCCUGAUACAGAAUUUUCUAAAAGUAUCUCGGUCUUCUAGGUGGCGAUCUUUGGAAUACGUGCCAGCAGAGGGUCCUGGAACUCUGACCUACCGCGAUUUCAGGGACCGCCGAUCUGCAGAGGCCCACAAGAAUAAGGCGCACAAGAACCCAGUGGCUAGUUGGAUCAGGGGCCUUUUCAACGGAGGUGGAAAUGGCCUCAAGGCAGCAGGGGAUGGAUCCUUGAAGAAGGCCGCGGGAGUUAUCAAUGACUUCCAGGCUGAUAAAGAGAGUAUAGUCUGAGUUGUGUGUUAAUCUGGAAAGAAAAUUGAUUGUUGGGUAUAGAGGCAAAUAUUUGGAAGGUUUAGGAAGCAGGUCUUCUGAGAAUUUUGAGAAAAAUGGAGAAGCUAUAUUUUGUUAUAGAUAUGGGUCAUACACCUUGUAACUUUGAAAGGAGCACUCGAGCACCGAUGUUUAUAGGAAGUUUUCGAGCUAUAUCACACAGGCCGACAAAAAUGAGCCGACCCUCUUACCCAGAAAUCAGAGUAUAGUUUCCAGAAGAUUCAGAUUUGAAUUGAGAGAUCUGGACCGUAGAUUAUUUCGGGAAAAUAUACUCUGGUUUCUGGGUAAAAAUCUUCUCGGUUAUUAUUAAUAAAUCAUUUUGUGGAAUCAAAGUUUGAAUAUAUGUUAUUUUGGAUCCCUAGGUGGAGCGACUACAGAGUUUUAUGUCUCGCCAAACUAGUUUUAAAUACCCGACAAGUAUUGCGCUAACUAUAUUAACAUCUUCAGGGCUGCUAACAUAGCGAAACACAUGUCGGCUGUUUAAGAAAAUGGUUCGGCGAAUAGUAAAACUCUGUAGUGGUCAUGGAAGUUUAAAUCUAGACUUAUUAUAUUCAAACUCCAGCUUUUCCAAUUUUCCCGAGGCUAAAUGAAAAAUCAUGUAUUUUUCAUCAUAUUUCAACUCUAUGAGUACCAGGCUCUAGAUUUAGUUGACCUCAUUGAAAGAAAUACCCCGUCUCACACAAAGAGAACGAACUAGUUUAUCUACAUAGUACCUAAUGAUGUCAUAUUUUUGAAUAUAUUUGUGAUUUUUCAUUCACUUUUGGAGGGUGCAUUAUGCAUUUAUACGUUAUAGGAUACACAAAUUUGAUGUUUAACUUGUAUAGCUAUGGAGUGGAUAUUUCAACAUGAGUAUUUUUUGGGAAAUCUAGAAGUACCUCCAUUAUUACAAAGUCUGGCAACAUGUUGCGCCUCAUGUACCGGAGAUGUGUUGAUACCUAAACAGAGUACAUUGGAAAAUGGCGGUAAUAUUAUGGUAAAGAUCAUUACACUUUUGCUGAAGCUCAAUCCCGGUAUUCUAAAAGGAGUCUAUCGCGACUCAUAGAUUACACUAAAAUACGGUACCUUCUGCAUAAUUCUAGUGUGAUGGUCAAAACAUCACGCAGUCGUUCACUUAUUAUGCAUAUUUGCAAUAAAAUAUAUUUCGUGAUGAUCCCGAAGUGAAUUUAAAAAGUUAUGCCUAGCGAACAUUUCAGCAUUUUCAUGAUGGCAUCAUUAUGUCUGAAUGCUGGAAAGCUCUGGUGAGUAGCUUUUUAGCAGGUAGGUUGUAUCAAUAACAAUAAUUGUAUUGGCAUUAAACAAAACUUGCUCAUGAUGCAAGGAAUAACAUUGUAUCAUAUGUAACUCCUAAAAUUUGUCACGUUGUUUUCGACCCCCACGGUGGCCUUUUUCAAGUACGAUGAUAAUUAUAGUGACCGAAACGUCGUAACAAUAAAGAGAAAUCAAAAUAUACAGCGGUGGUCAAAAAAAUAAGAGUGUACAUUUUGAAAACCAAUUAUAUAUAUAUACAGGUGUCGUUUAGAUUAUCCCUUGCAAACUCCAUUCGUUGCAGUAUAUGCUUUUUAGAUAGAAGGAAAACUGUUCUGGCAACUCUACCAUGAGUAUUCAUUUCUUGCAACCAUCUUCUUAUUGUUCUAGUGCUGAUUGGAUGACCUCUUCUUUCUGGUUGUUUCUCAACAGUUUGAUGUUCUUUUAGUACUUUAGCUAUCACACAAAGGGAUCUUUUAAUUACGAAAUAAAUGCUAUACUAAACAUAGAAAUAUUCUACUGGCUAUAAUAGCAAAAACAUUUAACAUACUCUUGGCCUUGACAUUCCAUAUGUGUAUUUUAUGAGCAUGUAAAGCAUAAAUCUUCAUCUUGUAUAAUGCACUAUCCAAGAAAAAAAUUACUUUGCAGUCACCUCGAUAAUUUGGUUUUUACAUAAAAUUUCAGAUAUUUUUCUUUUACACUCUGAUUAUUUUGACCACCACUGUAUAUAUCCCCUGAUUCGACCAUAUAUUUUACUAUGCCCAUACAACGAAACUAAUUCUUUUCUCAUAUAGUCUCUGUUUUUUCAUCAAAUAUAGUAAUUAAUAAGCAACCAUUACAAUGGCUCAUUUCUAUAGUGUACGCCACAUUACUAUAGCUGUGCUCCAACAAACCAUUGAACUGAACAGAGCUUGCUCGGAUCGAAAUUACCAUUCCAGCAUAAAAUGGAACUGAUUCCAUAACUGACAGAGAUCUAUGUUCCAACAGAUUCCGAACCGGUUGUGGUUAUGAAGAAAUGGGUGACGGUGAAGAUUACUUUGGAACAGAUUCAAGUGAGGAUGUUCCAAGAACCAGAAACAAAAAUUACAUGGUCAUGUGUCGAUAACUUUAAUAAAUUUGUUUCAAUCUUGAUAUUAGUAAAAUUAAUCUUAUAUAUUCCUUUCAUUUCAAGUCAAUUAAUAGACUACUGUUGUUAACAUUCCACUUGAUUUCCUCCUCUUUAACUGUAGCAGAGCAAACUUCCUCUAAAAACAAAAUGAUGAAUUCUCUUGCUCUAAAGGAGACAAAACUCCGUAAUAUUUCUUAAAAAUAUCUCACUAAGCUACUCAUCCCUUGUUAAAUCUGCCAUCCUUCAGUACAUCAAAAAAACGAUUUGAAUCCAACAUUAAACACUUGAAAAUUUCAAAUUUUAUUUUAUUUAAGGUUAUUUUUGCGACAACAAGCCAUGUAAUUCUCUGUUCCAACAGAAGAGCUCGGAACUAGUUCCGAGCUUUACUUACCUAGGGCAUGCGCAGAAAAAUAAUUCGGAAAUAGUUCUGACCUACUUCGGGACUGCUUGUUGAAACAAACCGUAUAUUAAACAUCGGAAAGUUUGAUAAAACAAUGUAAUUGCUCUCAUGAAAAGGUUACAUUUGCCACAUUUUAACAUGUUAUGCAGGUAUCGAUGCUUCUGACUCACUAAACACAUUUUUGUUCUGGCACUUAUUUCGCGACGUCGCAGACUGUUUCCAUUCCAUCAAAUUUCUGAUGGAGGCAACGACAAUUGAUGCGCAAUAUGUUGCGACACAUUGUGGUAAGGGAAACAUCCCUUAACAAGGAUAGUUUAUUUUUGUAAUAUCAAACCAGUCCAGUGAAGUCGUGAAACUUACCCUGUAGAUAGUUUUCGAAGACAAUUUUUUUGAGUGCAAAGCCGACUAUCACUCAAAAUUUACUGUGAAAGUUUUCUCAAAAAAUCUCACAAUUUGUAUCGUUUCUUGAAAAUGUCCACUAGGCUGAGAACAACACAUCUCACGUUCAUUGUUUAAGCCUCUUAAUCAUGUUUAUCUAAAAUAUCUUAUCUAAUAAGGAAGAAGGUGUAGUAUAUAAUCCUUAGCGUCUUUUUCAUAUUCUUAUAUUUAUUUGUGAUACAUUUAUAAAAGCAGUAGGUGUGAGACGUGCUUUCGAAUUUGAGCAACAGAUCAUAUCGGUGAAUUGCAAUAUACCUUUAUCCUUUACAUAUCAAAUGUAAAUAAAAACUUCAGAGGAUAUAUUGUUGAUAGCAAUGAAUUAAGCACCAUUUCAACAGGACGUGACGGCAGUACCAAAAAUAGCAAAAAAAAUUCCAAUAAUGGUCUAUUUUGAAACUAGACUAGGCGAUUUUUUUUAUAAUAGCGUUCGUUGGAUGUCCCUCAACAUAAACCAAGAAGAUUCCGGGUUACUCCCGCUGCAUUUUUUUUAACAAAUUACAAUUUUUUUCCGAAAGGGAUAAAGUUUUUAGGUUUUCGCCUCGUCUACUCAGUUUAUGCAUUGACCAGACUUAUUAGCUUUGGUAAACAAUAAUAUCAAAAUAGCUACUGAUUUGUUUUCAUUGUCCUUUAAUAUGUUUAUGCAAGCAUUACAUCCUGUUGAACGAUGAGCUAUUUUUGAAAUAAACAGUGAUUUCUCUAGCAUCUAGGGAAAUCGUAGAAUUGAAAAUAUUUCUUAAGUUACUACCUGUGCAAAGAUGUCGUUGAUAUAUAAAAUAUAUGUUGUAAAAGUGUGGUAACGGUAUGAAUUAAAUUCAUACAAUUUUAUUUGAUACAGAAUUAUAUGUCGAUGUUUUUAUGUGUAAAAUGUAAAUUACAUUUUUUGUUUUUGUUGCCAUAAAAAUUUUUAGUUGAUAUAAAUCUUAACUGGUAUUUUUUGAUUUGCAAAAUGAAAGCAUCUGAUCUAUUUUCAGUAUACAGACAUGCUUUUACCAACCUAGUUGUCAUGUAAACUUGUGAUAUGUCAAGUUACAACAAAUUUUACAUUGAUAUGCUUGUAAGUACUGGUUAUGAAUCGUAACUUGACUAGAAUGGUAGAGAUAGAAGUAUUUCCUUUAUUGGCCUUUUUUUAAACUCUCGAUGAAAUAUAAAGAUGUACCUCGAAUCUUGACAUACCUUACUUAGCGUAAUUGGCAUGAAAUAGAGAAAAUAGAAAUUAGUUGACUGUUUUUCUUUUUUGAUUUAAGGAUAUUGUUUUUAAGUCAAGAAUUAUUGUGUUUGAGGCUGUGAAUAUAUCUCCAUUUUGUUGUAAAUAUAAAUAUUAAAAUCUGCUAUUUUUAUUUUCGGAAGAGUUGUCUUCGCAGUAAGGAAAUAAACGUGCCAUUAACUUAUAUUAUGUUUAUGUAUAUUGAAGUAAUACAAAUGUAAAUAUGUUAUUGUAUGUAUUGUUUGAUAAAAAUACAUAUUUAUUUAUUAAA
Messenger RNA from Acanthoscelides obtectus, 9465 nucleotides. The record is from the annotation of a GenBank genome assembly. NCBI's taxonomy places the organism in Eukaryota, Metazoa, Arthropoda, Insecta, Coleoptera, Chrysomelidae.